Cutaneotrichosporon oleaginosum is the source of this 1111-nucleotide messenger RNA. RefSeq lists its product as uncharacterized. NCBI's taxonomy places the organism in Eukaryota, Fungi, Basidiomycota, Tremellomycetes, Trichosporonales, Trichosporonaceae. The record is from RefSeq and is a predicted model, not a curated record.
GCGGGAUCAGACACUCACAUCGAUCUCCCCAUCUCCCACAACCCAGCGUCACCAAUUCAUGCUAGUCCACCAUCACCAUCAUUAUCUCUCGCAUCCCAUCCAUCACCUACGCCGCUAUGUGCACCAUCGACCCAACGGAAGCCGAAUACGACCCCCUGACGUUCCCGAGGGAUGAAUGGCCCUGCCAGAGCUACUUCUACCCCCCGAUCAAGUACAUGCCUGCCGCUCAGCGUAUCCGCUUCCCUUCGCAGCGCAGAAGGCCAGCCGCAAGAUUGCCAACGUGUUGCGCGAGGGGCGUGUUGGGGGUAUUGAAGAGGUCGACUUCACCAUGGGCGUUGUGGAUGCUAUUAUUGAGCUCAACGACCAGCUGCGCUAUGAGCACGGCUGGCUCAACCGAGGGAAGCCAGACUCCCCCGAUGAGUGGCACGACUGGAUCAAAGAGGCGACUGGUGACAUUGUGCAGGUGGUACGUGUUCGCAACCGUCCCCCGACCUUGUUUUCUCCCCUUUUUCUAUUCUCACGCAUUCCAUCACCUUGUUUGCUAUUGACGAAUUCAGGCUCGAGACACCUUCAACGCCAACGCACCUGGCUGCGGGGCCAUCAUCGACAAGUGGGACGCCAGCGGCCGCGAUGCGGUAGUUCACUCCUGCAUGGAUCACAUGUGGCGCGUCACGGAUUCCGGGGGCCACCGCGACCGCGAGCUGAUUCCUUGGGACAUUGCCAGCCCCUACCUCUAUCACCAUGUGCCCGUCCAAGUUGCGCCCAGUGACCUACACGUGGGCUGGCGUUGACGAUCUCGUGCCACAUUACCUGGACGACCCGCGAGGUGUCGCCGACCUUAACCAUGUCGACCAAAUCGACGCCCCAGUCGUCGCCGAAAAGCGCCAAGAGCGCCAAGAGCACCAAGAGCGCAAAGAGCGUCAAGAGCAAUGCGUCCACCUCCAUUGAUACGUGAUCGGCACUCCCAUUAUGGGAGACGAGUACGCGGAGGAUGUGGAGCACGAGGCCUUGCUGCCGAACCACCAAAUGAAGGAUGCGGCCUGCCAGACCUAACCACUGAGCGACUGGGCAUCAAUUCAAUUUGUAACUAGUACUUGCUGGCUCGCUGCGC